Fonsecaea multimorphosa CBS 102226 is the source of this 1257-nucleotide messenger RNA. RefSeq lists its product as uncharacterized. The record is from RefSeq and is a predicted model, not a curated record. Lineage: Eukaryota; Fungi; Ascomycota; Eurotiomycetes; Chaetothyriales; Herpotrichiellaceae. The transcript has a single exon. Bases 1 to 1257 code for a protein of 418 amino acids.
AUGUCUCCUCUUACCACGAGGCAAGUCUACCUUGCGCUCUCACUCUCUAUGAUCAAUCAAUUCGCGUCGGCCUUAACCAACGCGAACGUUCUACGACUAGACCCAAGCCUCCUGUAUAACAUUCCUUCCAAUGCCUUCGCUGGCAAUGUGUCCGAGUCUUUCCUUCAGACUACGAACCUGUUCACCAACGGAACCACCGGGAACAAUUCCACUGCUAUGAUUACGAAGCCUUUUGUCGCCUAUGAUGAUGAGUUUGAGAGUCUAUUCGCAGAAAACGCGACUCUAGAACUGGUGUAUUCCAGCCAGGACGACACACCAGUCGCCGACGAAAUGGGGAUCUGGGUGUGGGAUUACAAUCAGGUGUGGAUGUCGUCAGCCAGCGUGGACAAUGUGAGCUACACAAACAUUUUGGAUCUGAGUGAUUACACGAUCACGAAGUUGGCCGUCUCGUCGAACGGCGUUCCUAUUGUCAACCCAAAUGGCGGUAGCUACGACAGUGGAAAGGUCUAUCUUGCAGGAGAUGGAAACUUGACGAUACCACCGGCAAUAUACGAAGUCGAUCCAAAGACCCACGAUGCACGUGUCGUUGUCAACAGCUACUUUGGACUACGGUUGGGGGGACCGAACGAUAUGACCUGGGCACAUGGUGGCAACAAAUCGUGGCUAUUCUUCACCGACGAGCCCCAGAGUUAUUACUACAACGGAGGUCAAGCUCCCCAGCUCCCCGACGCGACCUGGCGAUGGGAUCCCCAAGAAGAAACUCUCAUCCCUGUCAUUGACCGCACUGACAUCCUCGUCCCCAACGGGAUUCGGGUCAACAAAAACAGCACCAAGCUAUACAUUUCAGACACUCCACCCAAAUUAGUUCCCGGAACCGGGUUCACCGAGACAGGCAAUUCUGUAAUCAAUCUCGGCAGCGGCUCCGCGGCCAUUUACGUUUACGAUCUCAGCUCGGACGGGUUCCCUUCUAACAAACGCCUGUUUGGCAUCACGCAGCGCGGUAUCUCUGAUGGCAUGCAUAUUGACGAUGCUGGCCGGGUCUGGACGGCAGAGGCCGACGGCAUUGUGGUUCGGAAUGCAUAUGGCAAAGUGCUUGGGAUGAUCAAUUCUUUGGCGGUUCAAGGUGAAACUGUAGCUGAUUCUGAUCAAAGCCCUUUGCAGAACUUCGCUUUAGCGGGAGACAAGGUUAUCGUUCUAGCGUACAACAAGAUCUACCAGGUUAGAUUGAGCGGUAUGAUAGUUUCAGGGAUGACGUGA